Molecule: messenger RNA, 573 nt
Organism: Chelonoidis abingdonii (Abingdon island giant tortoise)
Lineage: Eukaryota; Metazoa; Chordata; Testudines; Testudinidae
Source: RefSeq, a predicted model, not a curated record
AUGACAAUGAAAAAUCAAACCACAGUGUCCAAAUUUAUCCUCCUGGGACUUUCUAGUGACCCACAGAUGCAGAUUUUCCUUUUCUUGGUGUUUUCAGUUAUUUACCUAAUCACUCUGGCUGGAAACAUAGAGAUCAUGGUGGUGAUAAGAGCUGAUUCUUACCUUCACAUCCCUAUGUACUUCUUUCUUUUCCAUUUAUCCUUUGUUAAUAUCUGCUAUUCCUCAGUCACAGUGCCUAAUAUGCUGAUGAACUUCCUAGCGGAGCACAAAACUAUUUCUGUCAAUGGCUGCAUUGCCCAGAUGUUCCUUUUUAGCCUCUCGGUUGUUACUGAAGCUUUCAUUCUCUCAGCCAUGGCUUAUGACCACUAUGCUGCAAUCUGUGAUCCAUUACAUUACGCGGAGACAAUGAGCAAAGGGAUCUGUGUUCAGCUGGUGAGUGGUGCAUGGACUAUGGGCUUCUUCUAUGCCUUCUUAACGCUUUUUGCCCUCAAGUUGCAUUUCUGUGGGCCCAAUCAAAUCAACUAUUUUACCUGUGAGUUCCCUCCUCUGUUACAGCUGUCACAGAUUUCCUGA